AUGAAAAUUCUUCUAAUAUCGGGUGCUGGAGGUGGGUCAGGAUCAUACAAUAAAAUUGAGUAUUUUGGCAGUUUCGGCGGCCCAUUUGCCAGUGAUUCAAUUGGAACUGCCUUUAAUAUUAGUGAAACAGAUGCUAAGAAAGUUAGAGGAAAAGGAGCAACAUUUUCCCGCCCAGGAGAAGGCGGCUUUUAUGUCGGUACUAAAAAAUACCCAACAAGCAUUGCAGAACCUGGUAAAUACCUGAAGGGUGGGAAUUCAAAUACAAGUGCUAGAGGCUCGUCGGGAGGUGGUGGGGCAGGAUAUUAUGGCGGUGGUGGUGGGACUGAUCUGUCAGGAGGAGGUGGGGGAAGUAGUUUCGCAUCAUAUGAGUUGUAUAAUGUCAUUCUUCUCGGUGGUGAUAAAAUAUUUUUAUCACCGACAAAUCAAACAGAAGAAGGCCAUUUUGGUCAUGGUCAUAUCCGUAUUGAACCAGCCAAUCCUUACACCAUUGACAAAAUACAAAACAAAUGUACGAAUAAAUGUGACCUUUCUCCAUAUUUAUCUAUUAGACUUUUUUUUCAUUCUUUCAAUAACUGUUUUGCUUGGAUUUUCUAUAAAUCAUUGAGAAAAGAGAUUUCCAUGAAAUAUAUUUGGGAAAUUUCAAACUCAAAGAUAUUUAUAUUAAUAUAA
Molecule: messenger RNA, 669 nt
Organism: Trichomonas vaginalis G3
Lineage: Eukaryota; Parabasalia; Trichomonadida; Trichomonadidae
Product: glycine-rich protein family
Exons: 1
Coding region: 1-669 (222 amino acids)
Source: RefSeq, a predicted model, not a curated record